CUGAAUCAUUCGCUUUUUGUCUUUGUGCUUCCCGAAUCAAACUUUCACUCCUAACAACAAAUUCUCAAACAGCUUCAAAAGAUGUCAUCUCCAAUCUUCGUACUAGAAACAACCUCCCUCAACGCCAUUCGAUCCCUCCCCUCAGAUAUCUACCUCGUCCACGCGACAAACUGCAUCGCCGAAUGGGGCGCUGGAAUCGCCGCCGAACUCGCAACUGUAUUCCCAGCAGCGUGCAAAGAGUACAAGGAGUUCUGCAACGCAGACAUACCCAACGCGUCAAGAUGGCCGUCGCGAAGUCUAGCGGGGAAAUGCUACAUCAUUCCGUCUCAGGCUUCAGACACGGCGAAGGGAGCUCCAAGGAUCCAUAUCGUAUGUCUUUUUAGUAGUUAUGGAUAUGGGAGAGCGAAUCAGAGGACGGGAAAGCCGGGGAAGGAUGGUGCAGUAAAGAUUUUGGCCCAGACGAGGGCGGCGUUGAAAGAGAUGAGGGUACAGUUGGAGGCUAAACAGGGGCGGGACUCUGAUGGAUUUCCGGUGAUUUACUCUCCCAUGUUUAACUCGGGAGCGUUCAAGGUGCCAUGGGAGAGCACAUCUCGACUUAUCGAGGAGGAGUUCAAUGGUUUUGAGGGCCGUUGGUUGAUAAUGGCGCCUCCAUAAGAUCAUGAUGAUGGUUGUCUUUCGGCCUAUUUGGCCAGAGUUUGGGCUUCAUUUACAUAGAGAAUUAAUCAUUCCAAGCCCAGGCCAGGUUCAUACCAAAUGGAUCCAAAACUGAUCUCAUUUCUAUCACAUUGGAUUGAGGUCUGGCGUUUUCUUUCCGCGAUAAAUCUCCACUGCUAUUGCAUUCGCCACGAAUAUAAG
Molecule: messenger RNA, 855 nt
Organism: Fusarium redolens
Lineage: Eukaryota; Fungi; Ascomycota; Sordariomycetes; Hypocreales; Nectriaceae
Exons: 1
Coding region: 82-654 (190 amino acids)
Biological process (GO): peptidyl-glutamate ADP-deribosylation
Source: RefSeq, a predicted model, not a curated record